Anneissia japonica is the source of this 3073-nucleotide messenger RNA. RefSeq lists its product as uncharacterized. NCBI's taxonomy places the organism in Eukaryota, Metazoa, Echinodermata, Crinoidea, Comatulida, Comatulidae. The transcript has 17 exons. Bases 109 to 1995 code for a protein of 628 amino acids. Gene Ontology annotation, molecular function: protein binding. The record is from RefSeq and is a predicted model, not a curated record.
AUAAUAAUGGCUGGUUGUUUACGUUCGGGCUGAGCUGUAACAGUAGUAGUAGUAGUACUGUACUGUGUUUAUCCUUAUUAUUUGCUCUGAAGAAAGAGUUUAUUGAAAAUGUUGCAACCAAGUAGUUCCUUAGUCUAUAAUGAACGUCCGACAAAAUAUCUAAAUGGAGUUAGAAAAAAAGAUCAUCAUCUGAAACCAAUUGUACCGGUGGUUGCUAGUGACGCGGUUUCAAGCGAGAGGCCAAGGCGGCCGAAAGCCUCGAAACCUUAUUGCAGUGCAUCAUCGACAAAAGUAUCCUAUCGCGUUGGAGCUAGGAAAACCAGGAGUGCUGGUCCUGAUCAAAGAAGAAGCGAUUUGAAAAGUGAGAAAAGAGCUCUGUCUGGUAGUAGCAACUCGACAAGGAAUCGCAGUACUCAAAGGUCUAUACCAAAAGAUGUCAGUCUCAAAAAUGGCAAUGGGGACACCAGCUUUAUCUCAGUUGAUGACGAUGAUAAUUAUAGCAGUGAGGAAGAGACCUCUGCUGAUGUAUUGCUGAUAGAUACUCAGUCUGCUACCAAUCUAAGCCACCCAGGUUCAGCCAUGCAUGGCAAGAUAUCCCCAAGAGAACUGCUUGUGCAAUGCCAGGAAAGCAACUAUGAACAAGUGUAUGACAUCAAUCUACAUGCCUCCUCCAUCAAGAAAAUACACAAUCUGGAAAAGUUUAGAAAAUUGAAGAUAUUAGACCUGUCAUGUAAUGCAAUAGAAUGUAUUGAGAAUCUGUCAUGUAACACUAAUCUUAAGGAGUUAAAGCUGUAUGGAAACCAAAUAACUGAAAUAAAAAAUCUUGAAAAAUUAACAGAAUUGUGUAGUCUGCAACUGCAGUUUAAUAGAUUAAAAAGUAUAGAAAAAGGUUUAUUGUUUGCCAAGAAACUUAAGUGUCUUCGUAUUGACAACAAUCAACUAACUAAACUUGACGCAAGGGAAAUCGCACCUUGCUCUCAACUUACCAACCUAGACGUAAGCUGUAACAAAUUGGACAAUUUAUCAUUUUUAAACUGUUUGAAUUCACUGGAGGAACUAUUUGGAUCACAUAAUAGAUUAAGAACUGUUACAGAUUUAAGUCGGUGCAGAAAGCUUCAGGAAGUGAACCUUUCAUCAAAUAAUUUGACCGACAUUUCAGGACUGAAAGGGCUCCCUCUUUUGAAGACUUUACAUCUUUCUCGAAACCUAUUGACGUCUGAAGCAAUGCAGGCUCUUGGUAAACUAAGGUCUUUACAAGAGCUUGAUCUAUCGCACAACAGAAUCACUAAGUUAGCCUCAUUUCCCAGCCAAUUUCCAGCAAUAGAAAUAUUAAGUUUGACAAGGAAUUCCAUAGAGUGGCUGGAAUUGAUUCAUCUUGCCAGUUGUGAACUGCUAGUUGAGUUAUUUGUAGCAGAAAAUCCGUUCAUACAAACCAUUGAAUCCAAGCAAAGCUUGCAUGAAUGCAGGGAGAUAUUUAGCCCUCAAGGAGUCAUGAGGCAGUUUGUAAAGUGUUUAUGUUAUGUAAAGGUAAGAUAUAAAACAGCUAUAACUACUGUAUACUACUAUAAACAUUUAAAAAAAACCCAAUUUAUUUCUUGUUUUUUUAUACUCAGUUAUCAUCAUGAGGUACAUGCAUCGAUACCUAGUCUUGAAAUGGUGGAUGGUGUAACCGUGAAACACACAAGACAUAAUGUGGUACCAUUCAUGAGGCCAAUGUCAGCAGCAUCAGGUUUGAGUGCAAAACAAGUGCAAAGUCAGCUACAGACAGUUGAAGCAGAUCUUAAUAUAUUUGGUCAAAAUUUAAGAGAAAGAUUCGAGAAUUUGCGUACCACAAUGGACACCUUACCAUCAGAGCGCCCUCGUUCAUCGUCAGUUGCCAGUGAUUUAACCAUCAGAAGUGUUUCCUCAUUCACAGACUCAAGACCAAGCAGUAGAUGCAACAGUCGAAGUCGUAUUAAGGAUGCUAAAGCCUAUGCAACAACACAUUUUAAGUGAAACCUGCCAAGGAGCAAUAUAGUAUAAUACAGUACUGUACUGACUGUAGGAUUACCUUCUAGGAGUCCAUACCAAGGAGUCAGUCUGGGAGUCCACAUCAAGGAUUAGGAAUUUGUCUGCUGUCAGUUAUUAUUAAUGAGCUCCACAACUAUUCUAGACCAGUGCAAUUUUAUUAUCUUUCUGAUACUUCUUAUUCUAAUAUUUUAAUAAACCUGUUUCUUUAGAAAUAAUGAAGUAAUAAGAACAGAUUCUUAGUCAUAACCAGAGUUAAAAGAAUACAUAAAUUAUAAAAAAGCCAACUAAGCAAGAUUUCAAGGACACGACUUAACAUCCAACCCAAAGGUGUUUUGCCCAAGGAUGCAAGUACUGUUUAAAGUCCAAUCUCCUGCACCUGAGUUGCUCAGGUGCAGGAGAUUGGACUUUAAACAGAGAUUUAUCUCUGAAUGGGGUUUUAGACAUCGUCAGUGUAUCAAACCUGUUCUCAAAUUAUCGUACACUGGUGAACUUUUCCAGGAAUCAAAAUGAAUCAGUUUUCGUUAAAGCUAGGCACACAUUUCGCCGGCCAGACAAUUCUAUAGAUGUAGAAAGCGGUCCAGGUUACUAUAUCAUUAUCGACGAAGAUUCACUCAAGCCACUGAUAAUCACUAGUAUGCGGCAUCGCACACAGCCGAGAUUGAUUCGUUCAUCAGACUAAACAGGGAAUGACUGGCUUAAUAGAUGAAAUAUUACAAGCCAGAUAGUAUUACAGUCAUGUUUGAUUUUUUUCCUUGCAGUUUGCUUAGUAUUCUUUUAUUGAUUAAAUAUAUCUUCCCAUACAAGAAGUUGCAAACCAAUAUUCAUCUCCUUCUCUUUUUGUUGCUAUUAUUUAAAUUACAUUGAGACUCUAGUAACUAUGAUGCAAAACACUAUAAUUAUAUUUAUCAUUGCUUCUUAAUAUUAUUAGUAUUAUUUACUAAUAAAAUUAUUAUAUUAUUAAUAGUACUGUAUUAGUAAAACAAUUAUUAUUAUGUUAUGUUAUGUAGAAGAAUUUGAGUAUAUGAACAAAUACAGGAAUGAUGUCAAUAAUUUCUUUGUUGUG